GCCCGGUAUCGAACCGACUGUUUUGUAUAUAUUAUCUAUGUAGUUGUUAGUUAUUUGUCCGUUUGCGGUCCGGGUUAUAUCGGCAUGCCAGUGAAAAAAUAAGGUGAUCUUCGAAAGUUGCGAAUUUUAGGUAGUCGCCACUGACUUACGCCUUCGUUGGGAACUAUUAAAAUGGCAUGGUUUGGGCCAGUUUUGAAAAGAAAGAUCACAUAGAUGUAAUCCAAGGUAGUAUCGAAAGCAAGUAUGGUAUUGCAAAAGUCAAUUGCCGUUUUUGGAGGUAAUGGUCUUCUUGGGCGCAAAAUCUGUGAACUAGGCGUUCAGAGAGGAUACGAAGUCACUUCGUUCUCUCGUAGUGGUAGACCACCCAAGACCGAGAAGAAUCAGACAUGGAUAGAGAAAGUACAAUGGGAAAAGGCAGAUAUAUUCGAUGCCUCGAGUUACCAGUCCAAGUUAUCCCAGUUUGGUACUGUCGUACACCUUGUUGGAAUCUUACUUGAAGACACUUCAUAUAAGAACACCAUCAAUUCGAGCAGCAACUUCUUCGGUGAAUUACUGCAUUUGGUCGGCACCAUAAGACAUUCAAAUCCCAUGCAGAGAGCUGAAGGUGACCGUACUUCGUACGAGGCCGUGCAACGUGAUACUGCUGUAUUAUUAGCUGAUACCUUUUUGCAGGAACAAAAGGAGAAUCCUAGCUACAUCUACUUAUCAGCUGAUCAACAGGUCCCAAUGAUUCCCGUUCGUUAUAUCAAGUCUAAGAGAGAUGCAGAGUCCUUGUUAUCAAAAAAGGAAGGCUUGAGGUUUAUUGCCAUGAGACCAGGAAUGAUGUACGAGGAAAAUCCCGAAGUUUUCACUACAAGAGAUAGAAUUGCAGGUGUUAUCAGAGGUAUUUAUAAUAUGAAACAGCUUCUCGUGGGAAACCAUAUUUCGUUUUUAAAUCACACAUUAAGACCAAUUGUUUCCACGGAAAAGGUGGCAAUAUCUUUAUUCCAGAAUUUAGAGAACCCCGACUUCAAAGGAGUUGUUUACUUGGAUGAUAUCGCAAAAAUCUAAACCGUCAAACCAAGUAGAAAUUAGUAAUACUGUAAUAAUUGUGAACUUGUAAAUAGUUAAUUCAAAUUAAAUUCAUAAGAAAAAUUAUGUCUCUAAUAAUGACAUCAAUGUCGUUUUGUAGA
Molecule: messenger RNA, 1172 nt
Organism: Scheffersomyces coipomensis
Lineage: Eukaryota; Fungi; Ascomycota; Pichiomycetes; Serinales; Debaryomycetaceae
Exons: 1
Coding region: 244-1050 (268 amino acids)
Cellular component (GO): mitochondrion
Molecular function (GO): protein-containing complex binding
Source: RefSeq, a predicted model, not a curated record